UUAAAUGUCAUGCAUGCCUUUAUUCCUAAAGUUUGCUUCAAGUUCUUUAUUCUCAGCUUCUUGUUUGAACCUGCAAUUCAGAUGAGGUCAAGCGCAACAUAUAUAAUCUAAUUCAUUAGAGGGAGGGGAAUGGAGUUCAAGAAGUGAUUGGAAAUUGUACAAAGCACGUUCGUUUAGGCUUGAGUUCGCUACUUUUAAAGCUUGUCUAAGAACUGUAAUGCCAAGUGGUAAAACUCAGGAAUUCAGAGUUUUUGUGGCGACAUGGAAUGUGGGAGGAAAAUCUCCUCAUAAUCGCCUCAAUUUGGAUGAUUUACUUCAAAUCAACUAUCAGUCAGAUAUAUAUGUUUUAGGUUUUCAGGAAAUUGUUCCAUUAAAUGCUGGAAAUGUACUAGUUGCAGAAGACAAUGAACCUGCUACAAAAUGGCUAGCAUUAAUCAAUCAAUCACUAAACAAGCCACAAAAAGUUUUUUCAAGAGUGCCAAAAUCCUUUUCCCAACUUAGUACUUCACUUUUAUUCCAAAAGCCUUCUCUUAAAAAGGCCUGUAAGAAUUUUAGGACUGAAAGUAAAAGCAGAUUGAAGACUUGCAAUUGCAAUAACAAUGUAUUGGAAAGAAAGAAUAGCAAAGAUUGCUGCUUGUGGCUCCAACCAACAAAUUUUAGUGAGGAUGAAUUUUCCAUGGAGAUUGAUGAUGAUGGAAUUGAUAGCUACGGUGGCAACCAAGUGAAAUACAGCCUUAUCGUGGGUAAGCAAAUGGUAGGGAUUUUUAUUACUAUUUGGGUGAAGAAGGAGCUUGUUCAGUAUGUUAGCCAUUUGAGGAUCUCUUCUGUUGGUCGUGGCAUUUUGGGCUGCUUUGGAAACAAGGGAUGUGUAUCUGUAAGCAUGACAUUCCAUCAGACAAGCUUUUGCUUUGUGUGCAGUCACUUGGCAUCAGGAGAGAAAGAAGGAGAUGAACUUAGAAGAAACUUGGAUGUGAUAGAGAUACUUAAAAAUACACAAUUCCAAAGGAUUUGCAGAUCAUCUAAUACUCGAGUGCCUGAGAAAAUUAUUGAACAUGACCGGGUAAUAUGGUUUGGGGACUUGAAUUACAGGAUAUCUUUGAGCGACUCUGAAACUAGAAAGCUUCUGGAGCAUUAUGACUGGAAUCCAUUAUUUGACAAAGAUCAGUUAAAAAUUGAGAGAGAAGCUGGACGUGUUUUCAAAGGAUGGAAAGAGGGUAAGAUCUAUUUUGCACCUACGUAUAAAUAUUCCUGCAACUCCGACACUUAUGCUGGUGACACUACAGACACCAAAAACAAAAGAAGAACUCCAGCUUGGUGUGAUAGAAUACUUUGGCAUGGAAAUGGAAUACGCCAACUUUCAUAUGUACGUUGGGAAUAUCGAUUUUCCGAUCACCGGCCUGUCUGUUCAACGUUUAUUGUGGAAGUAGAAGUUACAGAUGAUGAACUGAAGAAGAGAUCAUCAAGCUUUGGAAGUGAAGAGUACUUACCUCUGACUAGAAAAUAACUUCCUCAAGCAAUAUGUGCAUUAUUAUUAUGUGUGAGAAUUCUCAAAUCUAACUUAAGAGUCUUAUGUUUUUUCGGUUAACGAGGCCCUAACAAUAUUUGAAUAGUUUAUUCGAUAAAAUUAACCGUUUUAAUAGCUGUUAGCUGUUUAA
This is a messenger RNA of Jatropha curcas, 1655 nucleotides long. Its product is annotated as DNAse I-like superfamily protein. The record is from RefSeq and is a predicted model, not a curated record. Gene Ontology annotation, biological process: phosphatidylinositol dephosphorylation. Gene Ontology annotation, molecular function: phosphatidylinositol-4,5-bisphosphate 5-phosphatase activity; inositol-polyphosphate 5-phosphatase activity; phosphatidylinositol-3,4,5-trisphosphate 5-phosphatase activity. Lineage: Eukaryota; Viridiplantae; Streptophyta; Magnoliopsida; Malpighiales; Euphorbiaceae.